UGUUUGCUGGGUAGUGUUUCUUAUCACGAGCCAACGUCACUCUCCGAACUUUGAUAUAUCCCUAUUCUUCUUCUUCUUUUUGUCAUUUUAAACCAGCCUAAUAUUUUUCCUUUUAUUCCAAAACAUUAAGCUAGCUGGCUAAACAGCGUUUUCCAUCAUGUCGUCUGUCGGGGACACCGACUCGGCCAUGAACGACCGAGGCAUCAGCCUCGUCGGUUUCAUUACCGCGCUAGCUGCUUCGUUGGUCGUUUUCGGAAUUCAGAUGGGCUUGUUCUUACUAUUGCGGAAUAAGUUGGCUCGAAUCUUUAAGCCAAAGACGUACCUUGUACCCGAGCGUGAGCGGACUGAUUCCCCACCGAGUAGCCCAUGGGGCCUGAUUCUGUCGUUAUUCCGGCUUCGAGAUCGCGAGAUCAUUAACAAGUGUGGUCUUGAUUCGUAUUUCUUUCUCCGCUAUCUGCAGACCAUGUUGAUUAUCUUCAUUCCUAUGGCGACUGUCAUUAUACCCAUUCUCGUACCCAUUAACUAUGUCGAUGGAAGAAGCCACAAUUUCACCACAAACAGCACGAAUUCUACAGAGCCUGAUGUUACAGAUAAUCAAGGCAAUAGUAUCAGCGGCUUAGACACUCUGGCAUGGGGAAAUGUGAAAGAUGAGAAUUAUCGAAGAUAUUGGGCCCAUCUCGUCUUAGCUGUACUGGUUGUCAUAUGGGUUUGUGGCGUCAUCUUUGCCGAGAUGAGGGUCUACAUCAAAGUCCGACAAGACUGGCUUACCACUGCCGAACAUCGUUUACGAGCUUCUGCAACCACAGUUUUGGUGAGCGGUAUUCCUGAUAAGUGGCUAAACGAAGAGGCCCUCAAGGGUCUUUUUGAUGUGUUCCCUGGUGGUAUCCGGAACGUAUGGCUUACACGAGACCUCACACACCUCCUGGACAAGAUUAAGAAGCGGGAUGAGGUCCACAAGAUGUUAGAGGAAGCUCAGACCGAGUUGAUUCGAAUGGCGAAGAAAAAGCAGUUAGAGAAGAGGGAGAAAGAAGAGAAAGAAGCACGCAAGGCAACUAAAUCACACCGCCCAACUAAGAGUGAGAAGUUAGAACGCCAAAAACAGGAAGACGCCGCCGCAAAACAACAGGCCGAGGAAGGCGAAGGUGUUAGCAGCGGUGAUCAGCACGACGUGCCCCAUGACAUUCACGAUGCUGAAGAAGAGAUGGAUCACCAGAAAAAAAGCACGAACGAUCCUCUACGGGGAGUCAUGACUGGUAUUUCCAAGAUAACUGGCGGCUUAGGCAAGGGCGUUGAUGGGCUUCUUGGUGGUGCCAAAAACAUUACACACGAUAUCGACGGUCAGAUCGAGACUACCAAUGGCUUUGUGGCGAUAAAAACGCCGCAGGGUCGAUUGGAAGUCCGUACGUCAGGUGAGCGGCAUGUGCGGCUACCGCCUGAUGAAGAUCUCCCUCGGCCUUCUACGCAGGGUUCAGGCCGUCAAAGGAUGUCCGAGGCCGAAGAUAGAGUCAUGGGUUCCUCUGCUGCGCGGCCGAAACAGUCUGGCAGUGCCUCUUUACAUUCUGAUGAUGAAAGGCUUCAGAAAGAGAGUAUCGAGCUGCGACAAUUUGGAAACACCACUCGCAAGUUAGAAAAUAUUGACGAAAUGUACAAUAACGAGCAAGCGAGAUGGUAUGAGUUCUGGAAGCCACCAGCAGGUGGUUUCGCCUCCCCAAUUCCACAAGGGUAUGAAGGCAACGAAUACCCUUUUGGUAAAAAAACAUUCGGCCAAAAGCUUAAAAAAAUGAUCCCGUUUAUGGGAGGCGAGGAAAUUGGACCAGUCGAAUACUCGAAGGCGUAUAAUGACGAGAACACGGAGGACGAAGACGGCACAGCUGAAUGGGAGAAAUGGAUUAAAAGGUCUAAGCGGCCUACCCAUCGCCUUCCCAAUUUUGAAUGGACACCGAGUUGGCUCCCUGGACUGCCGUUUCUGAACAAGAAGGUCGACACAAUAUUUUGGUGUAGGAAAGAACUUGCACGCCUUAACCAUGAAAUUGAGUCGGAUCAACAAAAUCCUGAGCGAUAUCCCGUCAUGAAGUCGGCGUUCAUCCAGUUCAAUCACCAGGUUGCUGCCCAUAUGGCUUGUCAAAGCGUCAUCCAUCACCUACCCAAGCACAUGGCCCCUCGCGUUGUUGAAAUAUCGCCUAAUGACGUUAUCUGGGAUAAUAUGGCCAUAAGUUGGUGGUCCGAAUGGCUCCGAACUGUUAUUGCAAUAGGCGUCGUGUUUGGUAUGAUCGUCCUAUGGGCUACCCCUGUUGCUUUUACAGGUUCGAUCUCUCAGCUCAACAGCUUGAUCCAUACAUUCCCUUGGCUGGGAUUCCUUCGGAGGAGUGAUGCGAUCUGGAGAGUGGCGACUGCAGUUGCCGGUGUUUUACCAGCUAUCCUGCUAGCCCUGUUGCUCUGGUUGGUACCAGUCGUUAUGGAUCUCCUGGCUAGGUUUAAGGGCGCCAAGACAGGAAGCCAGAAGACUGAGGCCGUCCAGCAAUUCUACUUCGCCUUUCUCUUUAUCCAAGUCUUCCUCAUCGUAUCACUGGCCUCCAGUUUUGUGGCCAUUCUCGAGGGUGUGUUGAACAAUCCGACCAGUAUCACUGACACGUUGGCAUCAAAACUCCCUUCUGCGGCCAACUACUUCUUUUCCUACAUGAUUCUUCAAGCACUCAGUGCAAGUUCAGGUACUCUUCUGCAGAUUGGCGCACUUAUUAACUGGUACAUCAUUUCAAAGAUUUUGAACAACACAGCGCGAAACAAGUGGACAACGAACACCAAGUUGCCCAGCGUCAAGUGGGGCAGUUAUUUCCCAGUCUACACUAAUUUUGCCUGUAUUGCACUCGUCUAUUCCGUGAUUGCACCCAUCAUCUCGAUAUUCGCCAUUAUUACAUUCAGUUUAUUAUGGAUUGCCAAUAGGUACAGCAUGCUGUACGUUAAUCGCCUUGAAAUCGAUACAGGUGGCGUGUUAUACCCACGUGCUCUCAACCAGACCUUUACGGGGCUAUACGUUAUGGAUAUUGCACUCAUUGGUCUCUUCUUCAUUCAGACGGACGAGAAAGGAAUCCAUGCUUGCACACCACAGGCUAUUAUCAUGAUCGUUGUGACAAUUCUCACGGCUAUAUAUCAGUUGUUGCUGAACAUGUCAUUUGGGCCAAUGUUCCGGUACCUUCCUAUCACUUUCGAAGACGAGGCUGUGCUCCGCGAUGAAGCGUUCCAACGUGCUCAGGACCGUCGCCUAGGGCUCGUGGAUGAGGACGAUGACAGGAAAGAAUCUAGCGAUGGGGCUUUGCCCACUCAUCGCGAGAGUGCAGAUGCGCCGUCUGAAUAUCGGGAGAAGUACAGCCAUGGCAGUAAACUCAGCAACCUCAAUCCAGUUAAGGGCGUUGUGCGCGCUGGGACGUGGGCUGUGCGCAGUGGCAAGACCACUUACGAUCACACGUUAGGAAGAGCAGAGAAGGGCAUUAAGAAUGCGGCCAAGUUCAGGGAUGAACGCAAGCAGAAAGAUCUUGAAGCGCAGAGAGCCAUAGGUGAGGCUCUAUACGGUGGGUUCCACGACGAAAUCGAGGAUUUAACGCCGGAGGAGCGCGAUGUACUCGUCCGUCGAGCGUUUGUGCAUUCGGCGCUACGAGCGCGACGGCCGACUCUGUGGAUCCCACAUGAUGAUCUGGGAAUCAGCGACGACGAAAUCAAGCGGACGCGAGAGUUGAGCGAGCAUAUCUGGAUAUCCAACGAGGGUACGGCCCUGGAUAGCAAGGUGCGAGUCGUUUACGGGCGGGCACCACCCGACUUCUCGGAAUUAGACAUCAUUCAGCUGUAGACUGACAAGUCGAGGGAUACGGAAAUGAACUGUACAUAGCCAGCAUAAACCGGGAGUCUUUCUUUUUUGCAUUGUAUACCUGGCGUACAGGUACAGAUACGGAGGGAGGGAUUCGUUAUACCCCCAUUGAAAUUUGCGUUAGAUAUUAUGAGAUACUGAAUACGAGUAUUUGAAGUAUAGAAAGUAAAUGCGUU
Molecule: messenger RNA, 4035 nt
Organism: Xylaria bambusicola
Lineage: Eukaryota; Fungi; Ascomycota; Sordariomycetes; Xylariales; Xylariaceae
Product: DUF221-domain-containing protein
Exons: 3
Coding region: 158-3841 (1227 amino acids)
Cellular component (GO): plasma membrane
Molecular function (GO): calcium-activated cation channel activity
Source: RefSeq, a predicted model, not a curated record